AUGUGGCUUCUGCUGCUUCUCUUGGGUCUAACUCAAGCAGCUGAUGAGCGGCUGGUGCUGAGGAACGGCUCUAACCCCUGUGCAGGAGUCCCACAGGUCUACUAUGUCGACAAGUGGGGCUUCGUGGGUUCUUCUUCUCUCACGGACAAAGAGAAGUCAGUGGCGUGCAGGAGCGCCCUCUGUGGUGACCUGCAGCACAGCGAGGAGCUGCUGCGACCUCACGGCAACCCCUCCUGGAUGAACCAGCUGCAGUGUCAGGGUGACGAGCAACAACUGCAGAAGUGCAACUUCUCCCAAUGGACCAUGACGGCUUCUGCACCACCCACCACCUCCAAGAUCACCUGUUCCCGUGAGACACCGGAAACCCUGACCUCUGACCUCUGA
Knipowitschia caucasica is the source of this 384-nucleotide messenger RNA. The record is from the annotation of a GenBank genome assembly. Lineage: Eukaryota; Metazoa; Chordata; Actinopteri; Gobiiformes; Gobiidae.